This is a messenger RNA of Cutaneotrichosporon oleaginosum, 2004 nucleotides long. RefSeq lists its product as uncharacterized. Lineage: Eukaryota; Fungi; Basidiomycota; Tremellomycetes; Trichosporonales; Trichosporonaceae. The record is from RefSeq and is a predicted model, not a curated record.
CUCUCUUUUCUCUCUGUCCAUCUCUUUCUCCUUCCACUCCCUUCUUGCUGCCAUGCCGCGCAAGAGCUAUCGCGAACACCGCGCCGAGCGCUCUGCCGCCCUCAGCGACGAUGGGACCGACAUGGACUCGCUCGCGUCCUUCAGCACCUUUGCUAGCCACACCACCCUCGCCUCUCAAGCGACGGGCACUUACCCCUCCUUCUCCUCCUUCGGAAUCAAUGGCGCGCCAUCCCCCUUCUACUCGCAUCCCGGAGGCUUGGCGCCCCCCACUAUGCGGCAUCGGACAUACAGCAACGUCUCGAGCGUCAGCCGACGCGACGCUACCCUAGAGACCACCGACUCGCCCUCGACACAGAGCCGCAUCCUCUCUCCUCCCCCAAGCGACGUCCCCACACCCUCUGGCCUCCCUCCGUCCCCCGCACCCCCUCCGAGCCGCAGUGUAAGCGGAGAAGACGUGGUCCGUCCUCGCAGCAAGGAGGACCGCGAGCGUGACAAGCGCCGCCGCCGAGCACGCAACGAGGAGCGCUGGCGUCGCGCACGCGCGCGCGAGGCCGCCCAUGACGCGCCGGUCCGCCGCGCAGCCAAGGCGGCCAGCUCUGUCCUCGGGACAAGCGGAACAUUGGCAGCGACCUUCUUCACCUGCGUAGCCGUCCGUGUCUCCUUGACAAUUGUCAUGCUUUGGGUGGACAACACAUCGCGUACACGCCUCGCGUCCGAAGCCGCCGCCCUGCGGCUGGCAUGUGCAGGGCGUGUCGCGCCACUUCUCCGCCCUCUCGUGCCCCUAUGCCAGGCAACAUUCGGGGCUCCCGUCGAGAACCCCACUGCGUGGCCUGGGAAAAGAGCAGCGGCGGCGCUAAUCGGCGCGCGCCUUGCCGCCGAGUGUUUGCUCUGGACUGCCGCUGUCGUGUGGUCGACGGUCGAGGGGUGGCGAGAGGGGCGCACGCUGCGCACCAAGGUCGCAGCGAUUGUGUACCUGGCUCUUGCGCCUGUGCUGGCGAUCCGAGAGGCUGCAUUCCUUCCGGUGCGCGGGGCGUUGGGUUUCGCUGCGUGGGCGCUUGUUGCGACAGUUAGUGGAUACGACACAGCUGCAGCGGCAUUCAUGACGGCCGCAACGUGGUUCGAGGGGAGUACGCGCGUGUACCUCCCAGCAUUUAUCGUGUAUGCUGUCGGCAAGAACAUCUGGCUUAACGGACGUGACCGAGGGUACCUCAGCCGCCUGGCUGUUUCUGUGCUCGCGACACUGUUUGUGCUCAGCAGCAUGAGUCCUGUGCCCCUUCGGGAGCGAGGCGCGGCUCUCGUGUCUGCGAUUGAGGCCGCCGGUUUCGCUGGGAGCGUCAAGGCCGUCUUCCGCUGCUUCGCCUCUCUUAUCUCCAUUCGCAACAUUCUUUCAGCCAUUGCUCUACUCCCCACGACCUAUCUCACUCUCAAGUCGAGCUACACCCUCAGGCCCGCCGCGAACGAGUUCGCCUCAUCCGACGCUGUGCCUGCUACGGCGAGACUCCUCCCCAUCGCACUCACCGCGACAGCCGGUGCACUAACACUGUGGCCCGGUGACCCGGCGCUUCCGCUACUUCCUCUGGCCUUCGCCUCAGCCCUGCGCCGCGACGACGACGAGUGGGCGGUAGCGGUGCAGAUGCACCACAUCGCCGCCAUGAGCCUGUGGCCCAAGCUCAGCGGCCCCCUCCUCUCUCUGGCGGGGGGGUACGUGAUGGCAUGGUACAUGCUCAUCGGGGCGCGGACGGACGCGCCAUCGCCGGCGCUGAACGUGCACCAGAAGGUGACGUUCGUGCUCAACCUCGGGGCUAAUGUGCUGCCCCUGUUUGCCCACCUCCACCCGGCGCGUCACUUCCAGUGGGCGGGGCGGUAUCUCGGGUAUGCGCAGACGGCGUUCAUGGUGCUCAGCGUGGCGGGCGUGGUUGUGUGGGCCAACAUGCGGCUGGUGAAGACGGCUUGGGCUGUUGGGGCACUGUAGGUUGUAGGUGUGGGUGUAUGUCUUGCUGGGCA